Periophthalmus magnuspinnatus is the source of this 1586-nucleotide messenger RNA. Its product is annotated as ectonucleotide pyrophosphatase/phosphodiesterase family member 7-like. Lineage: Eukaryota; Metazoa; Chordata; Actinopteri; Gobiiformes; Gobiidae. The transcript has 5 exons. The record is from RefSeq and is a predicted model, not a curated record. The coding region runs from base 29 to 1411 and encodes 460 amino acids.
CUUGUGCUGGUUGGAGCUCACUGGACAAAUGAAGAUGUUAACGUUGGGGCUUAUGCUCUUGAGCAGCUCCCUCUGCACCGCUGCACCCACACAUCACACGGUUGGCUCUGGGAGGAACAAGUUACUGCUUAUCUCAUUUGAUGGUUUUCGCUGGGACUAUGACCGCGAGGUGGACACCCCAAACCUGGAUAAAAUGUUCCAAGAUGGAGUGAAGGCCCGAUAUGUGACCCCUCCAUUCCUCACCAUCACCAGCCCGGCCCACUUCAGCAUGCUCACAGGACGUUAUGUCGAGAACCAUGGAGUAAUUCACAACAUGUGGUUCAACACCACUACUCAAGAGAAGAAACAGUACUACGAUGCCCAGUUUGUUGACUCAUACUGGGACAAUGGUAGCCUGCCCAUCUGGAUAACGGCACAGAGACAGGGUCUUAAAACCGGUUCUCUGCAUUUUCCUGGGACAGCUGCAACUUACCAAGGAGAGACAGCAAUGUAUCGGCAGAUCGAACCCCAGUUCUACAAUCACUCAAAUGAAACCGAAUGGAGAAUCAACAUCGAUAAGGUCCUCAUCGACUGGUUCCAGAAGCAAAACUUGGACUUUGUCACAUUGUACUUUGGUGAGCCAGAUUUAACAGGACAUAAAUAUGGACCAGAUUCUCCACAGGUGAAGGAAAUGGUUCAACAGGUUGACCGAACAGUGGGCUACAUCCGAGAGAGGCUUCAGCAACUUGGGUUGACUGAAAAAAUAAACGUGAUCAUGACUGCGGACCAUGGCAUGACCAAUGUACUGAAAGGUGAGCAAAUCCAGCAAAUCCUCCUGUCCAAGAUCCCAAACUUCAGUUUUCGGGACAUACAAUUCCAGCUCCUCGACUAUGGAGCUUUGGGAAUGCUGCUGCCUAAGGAGGGGAAGUUGGAGAUUGUGUACCAAGCGCUGAAAAACAGUCACCCACAUCUACAGGUUUACAAGAAACAUGAUGUCCCAGCCAGACUGCACUACAGCAGCCACCCACGCCUCCUGCCCCUCAUUCUGAUCUCAGACACAGGAUAUGUCAUCAAUGGGUUGUUGCCACUGCAAAACAACAAAGGAGACCAUGGCUUUGACAAUGAGAUCUUGGAUAUGAAGGCCUUCUUCAGAGCAGUUGGUCCAGACUUCCAUAAGAACCUGCUGGUGGAGCCCUUUGACUUGGUAGAUGUGUAUCCACUCAUGUGCCACCUUUUGGGGAUAGAACCGGAGGUCAAUGAUGGACACCUGGAGAGGACCAAAGCCAUGCUGGUUUCUGAAGGAAACACAGGGUUUAAUAACAGUGGGGUACCCAGGACACUGGUGACAGUCCUCUCAGCAGUUGUGGGCCUUUUUUUACUCAUCUUCAUCAUCACUGCCACGUACCACAUCUGGAAAAGGACCAAAGACUGACCACAGGUUCAAACUGACAUGAAGUAAUUUGCACUUACUGCAAUGUCUCUAAGUGUAGUUAUUUUUAGGACUGUGAAAUGAAUCAUUAUUAUUCACCUUUACAGCUGUGUAUCCAUGUCAUAUUGUUGUAUAUUUGUGUCUAACCUUCUUCAGAUUUUAAGAAAUAUAAAUAAAA